UUCAAAUCGACGUGUUCUUUUUCACCUUGGUUGGCUAAGUUUGAGGCGGCCUAACAGCUUGCAAUGUACAAGUGAAUUUUGGGAUAUUGAUGUCUUUGUAUGUGAUUCUUUGCAGGCGAUGGGAGUCCAGAAUUCAAUUCAAGGGAAGAGCUAGGGUACCUUGUCAAUGAAUUUCUUGUUUGAAGCAGAACAAGAUCUCCAGGACAGUGCGAUUGUUUGAAGAUAAAAUCGGGGCCAAAUUAAGAGAGAGGAGAGCCACUCACUUAUCCUACACAAAGCUGUCCUCAUCGACAACAGGACUAUUGAUUACCACAACUUGAACUCACCAUUGUGCAGUAACACCUCAUUCUCCGUACAUCAAGAAUCAAACAGUCACGAUGUGUUUCGGAACAACCUUCAUCUGUCCGAGAUGUGGAAAGAUAGAGUAUUCUAUACACCCAGAUCUGAUUUGUGGGGAAAACCAGCCCUUUCCGGCAUGGCAUCAUGUGACAGGGCGCACAUAUAAUGAUCUUGUGUGCGAAGCAUGCAUCCGCGAGGAAGAAGAAGCCCUGGCGGAAGAGCGUCGUCAAAUUGCGCAAGACAGCGCGCGAGCCAUGGCUGUCAAGGAAUAUUACAGAGGGCAACGUGCAACCCCUUUCACAGAUGAGGAAGCAAGAGGAAUGGAGCUUCAACGAUCAAGUGACAUUGCAAGGGCCUAUUCAGAAGGGAGCCGCCUGCACCCAUUUACGACUGCAUUAAUUCCACGUACACUUGAGUCGAUUCGAAUCCAGACGGCUGCCUUCCCCGACGAUCAGAUCAUGCAAACAAUCCCAGAGCGGUUUGCCGAGUCCCUGAGACGUCAAGCAGAAAUUGACGCCACGGGAAGAGCGAUUACAAACGAGGAUCGACUUUAUAGCUACACUGCAAUCCAACUCCUGCUGGACAUGCAAACAAGAUUGCUUGAAGCACAAGAACCUUCGCCCGCGCCACUCUCGCCAGCACGGCGAGCACGAUCAUCGUGGCCGAUCGGAUUUCAGACUUUCACUACCAGGCAUCACCAAGAAAAUCCGCCAGACCGUGAAGUUAAUGCCCUGUCCCCAGAGGUAGAUCUCCUUGAGGAUGUGCAAAGGUAUAUCCAGUAUCUCAGCAAUCCGAGGUAUGAGCGAGGCCAUUUGAGACGGUUUAAUGAUUUAUUCUUCAGCUCUCAAACGAACGACACCCGUAACUUCGACUUCGUACCAGGCCCUAAUCCAGGAAAUCACGUGCCGACUUUCCGAGAAUGGAUCACCUCAGAGCCUAGCCUGCUCGAUGCAAUCCAAACGGAGGAUGAAAACCUUAUGGGUGCUUGGACUGCUACGAUGGUCGGAUACACAACAUAUCUUGCUGAAGGUCUGGCAACAACUGUGCACUUUGAAGUGUUCGUUGCUCGUCGUGAGGAGAUCGCCGAUGCCAAUAGACGACAAUUCAAUCAAUUUCGGCCUACUCCGAAUUUUGGCUCAUCGAGAACUGGCAACAGAGCGGAUGAUUCGGGAGAGCCUGAUAUCUUCUCAUUUCACCAGUGGGUUGUCAACGAGCAUAUGAAUCCCAGACACGAACACCCACGACGUGUAGGAGAUGCUCUGGAGCGGGACCUCGACGGCUACGAGAGAUGGCUCCGGGUAAAUGGCAGUCAAAGGCAAAUCAGUGACUUCCGAAUACUCAGAGCCAACGUUGACAACAGCAUAUUCGACUUCACACCAGCUCUCCCUGACUCUCCCUCAUUUCUCACAUGGCUCGCAGAAGCUAUCCGACGCCGUCGAAGUCGAGGCAAUGCUGAAAUGGGUCGCAGAGAAGCGCUCCGAAGGUAUGCCAGGGAAGUCGUUCGAGGAACUACGAUAGAGGCCCAAUUCGACUGGACUGCUUCUCUCACUCGUCACUAUGAGGAGAAUCGACGAGAAAUCUAUGGCAACGCGCGUGGGGCGUACUCCCAAAUUAUUGAGGACCUGCGGGCCGCUCGGAAUAACAUCCGAGAACUUGUAUUGUUGUCUCUGACCUAUUGGCCCGAAGAACCCAAUCCUGUCUAUGAAGAGACACUGACUACCCGUCGUUUAUUGAGACGUCAUAUUACUACGGAAUAUCAUCCCUCCGCUCAGGAAUGGGAUGACAUCAUGGGACGAUACGUCGUGCCCAGCGAAUGCUGGAUGAAGCCGAGGCAAGGGAACAGGAAGAGAGGAUCAAUGAGAUGGUUCACAAUGCGAUCCCAGGAACUCCUCAGACUGUUGACGAGGACGACGACGCCUCUACGGUCUGUGCGAGUCCGCCACAGAGACAAGGACGACAACGCUCUCCACACUUCUGGCUUGACGACGUUGUCCUGGAGAUGCACAUCGUGGCUUGAAAAUCAAACUCAAUACAUACUCCGCACAAAGCCGAAAAACACUGGCUUCUGUGGUGAACAUAUCUCCUUCAAAGAACCACUGUCGCAUGCCACUCUUGUCAAAGGGAGGCUAUCCUCUUCUACCCAGGUGAGCCAUCAAGGGGCGCUGAGAAGGGAACGUGAGAACUUCAUACGAGACUCUCGCAGAGCGAAGUCUCUUAGGCAGUAUUUCAGAGGUGAGCGGGCUCAUCCACUUCCUGAUGAAGAGUAUCAUCUUCGGAGCCAAGGGCGCUACCGUCUUGAGCGUUUCGACUUAGUCACUAAUAUUCAUUCGCAACCCCCGGCAGAAGAACGCACUCCUCUACAAGAUGCGGCACCAAUUGACUAUUUGGGAGAAUACCAAGCUGGAAGAAGACUCCACCCCUUCAAUGUCACAACCGCUGAGGUAGAGCUUCUCGUCUUCCAAACAGAAGCACAAGCCUAUCCACAGGAUCAAAUUCUCGCCUCGAUCGUCCAGCAGAUGGAACAAUGUGUCCAACGACAAGCAGACAUCGAUGCCACAUCCCGAGCAAUAAAUGGUGAAGACCAAGAAUAUAGAUUUGGGCAUAUUCGUUUUACUUUUGAUAUGCAUCAGGAUUCAUACAGACAAAUUCCUAAUAUCGCGGCCGAGCGUCCAGCUGACACUCUGGAAGUUGAGUCUCCUGAAGGCCAGGAAGAGGAUGAAGACUACCGUGCCCCCGAGCCACCAGAAAUCUCAUUCUAUGAAUGGACGAUCAGAAGCUACCAGCAAGACUCCACUCACAACGUAGGUCUUUCAGCUCAGGAUGCUCUCGAAGCAGAUCUCGACAACUAUAUGUGGUACCUGAGCCACUACGGCACCGAGCUCCAAGCAAACGACUUCCAUCGCCGUCGGGCGCAAAUUGCAAACAGAUGGUACGACUUUGACGACGGCCGCCUCGAUGGUCCGCCUUUGUCCCAAUGGCUCGCAUCUGAGAAUCAGAGACGAGCGGGAAUCGGACUGAAUCAUCUCACCUGCCCUAUCCAAUCUCUCGAGCUGUACUGGCAACAAGUCCUCUGGUAUGAAUGUGGUGAAGUUCAGGAAGCUUAUGAGGUGUCGAGAAGACUUUAUUUCGAGGAAAAUCGACGGGAAUUAUAUGGUCGUCCGAGGGAUGAGCAUUGUCUGCUCACCGAGCGCCUCAGAGGGGCGAGAGAAGAUACGUGGCGCGUAAUGGCGUGGACUGAGCACGAAUAUCCACAUCUCGUCGAUGCUCAACUGAAUCUCAACCAGAUUUGCCAGAUCUUGACGGCGAGAAUUGCUAUGGUGAUGGAGCCGACGGAUGAGCAAUGGACACGAAUACUGGAAUUGGGACAAGAAGCAGUGAGGGAGAUAAGAGAGGCGUUGGCUCAAGGCCCGUCGUCGCGCGAGGUGAGCUGGAAUGCGAUAUCGGCGCUGCUCUCUGCAGACUCGGAUUGCCCUCUGAACACCACGAUUGGUGAUGUCGAUGAGUUUGGAGUGGAAGGCCAGGAAUCCCCAAGAGCUAUGAUAGAAGCAGAGCUUGAGUGGCCUUCAAGUGAAGAUAACUACGAGGAUGAUGAGGAUGCCCUGAUCUUAUACUAG
This is a messenger RNA of Hyaloscypha bicolor E, 3953 nucleotides long. RefSeq lists its product as uncharacterized. Lineage: Eukaryota; Fungi; Ascomycota; Leotiomycetes; Helotiales; Hyaloscyphaceae. The transcript has 6 exons. The record is from RefSeq and is a predicted model, not a curated record. Bases 378 to 3953 code for a protein of 1191 amino acids.